Poecilia latipinna (sailfin molly) is the source of this 771-nucleotide messenger RNA. RefSeq names its product receptor activity-modifying protein 1-like. The record is from RefSeq and is a predicted model, not a curated record. Gene Ontology annotation, cellular component: signaling receptor complex; membrane; cell surface. Gene Ontology annotation, biological process: intracellular protein transport; G protein-coupled receptor signaling pathway; receptor internalization. The coding region runs from base 235 to 666 and encodes 143 amino acids. NCBI's taxonomy places the organism in Eukaryota, Metazoa, Chordata, Actinopteri, Cyprinodontiformes, Poeciliidae. The transcript is spliced from 3 exons. Gene Ontology annotation, molecular function: coreceptor activity.
AGCAUUCACAAUGCCCCCGCUCUAAUUUUGGACCCUGACUUUGUUCUGUCCACUGUGUGGGACUCGGGGCUCAGAUGACAGGCUGUGAUUGGGGCGGUGGGGGGUGGGCAGGAAUCUCACUGGAACCGGGGUCUGCCCGACCAGAACCAGCAGCUCUGGCUGGAGAGGAUAGUCCAGAAUGAGGUUUGUGUUUCUGACCUGCAGCCAGUGAGGAGGUGAAGUUUGUUUCCAAGCAUGGCUCUUCCGCUGCUGCUGCUGCUGCUGCUGACAGCUCACGUCGGUCCUUCAGAGUGUGGAUGUGACGGCCGGCUCUACCAGAAGAUGAUCAACGACCUCUGCUUCAACCACUUCAAAGAGGAGAUGGGCAGACUGGACUCAGGAACGUGGUGCAGCUGGCCGGAAACAAUGGAGAUCUAUGAGGGACUGACUAACUGCACCUGCCAGGUGGCCUUGAGGAUGGACUGCUUCUGGCCCAACCAGCUGGUCGACAACUUCUUCAUGAAGAUUCAUAAUACGUACUUCCACCACUGCGCCCUGACCGGCCGGCUCCUCAGUGAGCCAUCAAUCGGCAUCCUCACGCCCUUCAUCGGAGCGUCAAUGCUGAUCACCCUGCUCAUGACCACAGUCGUGGUGUGGAGGAGCAAACGCACGGAAGGGAUGCUGUAGAGGUGGUGAAGGAGCUUGAGUUGGUCUCAGGACUUGGAGAAGGACUCAUAGCAUCAUGAGCCACAGUCAGUGAACUUCAUGUACUUUGAGAAGCGGAUGUACAUC